AUGAUCAAUCUGUUAUCGAACACUUCGAAAUCAGAAUAUGUAUCUGCUGGUUUUCAUCUAAAAGAUAUUUUAAGAAAGAUCAUAGGAUACAUAGAUAAUUAUAAACAUGAUUACGAUUAUGGAAGUCUUCAGCUAAUGAUCAGACAAGUUUCAAAGAUGUUAAACGGGAAGAAGUAUCUGCUAGUACUGGACGACUUGUGGAAUAUCGAGGGUCUAGACAACUGGGAAAGGCUACAACACAUUUUGAUGUGUGGUUCUCAUGAAAGUAAGAUUUUAGUCAUUACCCGUAAAGUCGAUGUUGCGUCUAACGUCUUACGCGUCACCCCUGCAUAUCACUUGCAACAAUUAUCAGCAGAUGAGUGUUGGUCAAUUAUCAAGGAAAAGGCAUAUUUUCGUGGCGGGGUAUUGGAGAAUCCGAAAAUGGUGAACAUAGGAAAAGAAAUAGCAAGAAAAUGCUGUGGUUUACCACUUACUGCUAGAGAAUUAGGCAACAUUUUGUGCUCAAAAACAAAAGACAUGGAGCAGGCUUUAAUUAUCGAAGCCAAGAGGAGCAUCUAUUCAGCAUUGAAAUUAAAUUACGAUCGUCUGUCGUCAUCAGCUUUAAGACAAUGCUUUGCUUACUGUUCUAUAUUUCCCAGGGGUUGGGAGAUCGAUAGAGAAACUAUAAUUCAGUUAUGGAUGGCAGAAGGUUUUCUUGAACCAUCAAGUGGAGAGAUUUCAAUGGAGGAUGUUGGUAACAAGUAUUUUGACAUCUUGUUGUCCGAUUCCUUAUUCCAAAGUGUAGAAAACAAGGAUGAGUUGGCUGAUAUUCAGAAGUGUAAGCUGAAUGACUUGGUACAUUAUCUAGCGCGCGCUAUUGCUAGCGAAGAUGGGUGCUCAAUUUCAACAGCCAAGAACGUAGUAAGUGAUUCUGAAAAUCGACGUUUGGUUUUUGAUGAAGAUAUGCCGAGAAUGUUGCCAGAAGUGGGUAAUUAUAGAAAUAGGUUACGCACAUUUGUGGCCUUUGAAGCAGGAGACUGUGAUAAUAUUGAAAAUGUUUAUCGGAAUAGGAAUUUGCAUGUAAUAUACUUGAGAGGUUCGUCGAUCCAGAAAGUACCGGCUUCGCUUUCAAAGUUCAGACAUUUAAGAUAUCUUAACCUCUCGGGAUGUCAGAAUCUCUAUAAUUUGCAGACAUUGGUAUUACACAGCUGCAACUCGCUUUCGAAACUUCCUGAAGGCAUUGGACCAUUGAGAAGCUUGAGGCACCUUGAUCUUUCAUACACAGGAAUAAAAAUACUGCCUACUUCAGUUACUAGUCUCCGGAACUUGCGAACUUUAGAUGUGUCCAAUUGCAGAAACUUUGAAGAAUUACCUGAAGCCAUUGGAGCCUUGAAAGAUUUAAGGAUCCUUGAUAUUUCACAUACGAAGGUGACUAAAUUACCUGACUCUAUCUGUUGUCUCAAAAGAUUGGUAAAGCUUAAAUUGCACUCGUGUCCCAACUCGAAGCUUUGCCAAGAGGAAUUGAAGCAUUGA
Molecule: messenger RNA, 1512 nt
Organism: Papaver somniferum (opium poppy)
Lineage: Eukaryota; Viridiplantae; Streptophyta; Magnoliopsida; Ranunculales; Papaveraceae
Product: putative disease resistance protein RGA3
Exons: 1
Coding region: 1-1512 (503 amino acids)
Biological process (GO): defense response to other organism
Molecular function (GO): ADP binding; protein binding
Source: RefSeq, a predicted model, not a curated record